CUCAUCCCAUCCCCCGUUGUAUCUUUGCAGACACAUUACGGGACACAGGAAAACAAGCCCUGAAGGAACUCCUGAAAUUUAUGGCGCACCCGGCGAUCUCCAGCAUCAACCUGACAGCAGCACUCGGCUCUUUGGCUUCCAUUGCUCGUCAGAGGCCGAUGUUUAUGGCCGAGGUUGUCCAGGCAUACGAGACCCUCCAUGCAAACCUGCCGCCAACUCUGGCCAAGUCUCAGGUCAGUAGUGUGCGGAAGAACCUCAAGCUGCAGCUGCUGAGCGUUCUGCGGCAUCCGUCCUCGUGUGAUUAUCAGGGGCCCAUUAGUACCCUUCUGCUGGAUCUAGGGACCAACCAAGCAGAGAUCACCCGUCACUUACCUCCACCCCGCGACCUCAGCCGCAAGAGAACCCGAGAAGCUGGGGAGGGGAGCCAGAAGAAAAGCCGAACUGACGCUCCGCUGGCGGAUGAUGACGAUGAGAAGGACACAUUACCACAUCCUCCAUUGCCGGCGCCCAGCGCGCUCUCUGCUACAGACGUCACAGCCGACUUUCUGAACCCGCUGCUGACCCCGGAGAGUGUGGCCAACCUGGUCCUCAUCAGUAUGGUCUACCUUCCGGAUACCAUGCCGGCCUCCUUCCAGUCCACCUACACUCCAGUGGAGUCUGCUGGCACAGACGCUCAGAUAAGACAUCUGGCUCGUCUUAUGGCCUCACAGAUGACUGCGGCUGGCAUUGGUCCAGGUGUGGAAAGGGUGAAGGAGACGCCGGCAGAAGUGGUGGAGGAAGAAAAUGUGAAGCCGGAGGGGCUGGUGAUCAAACGAAGAGUCUCCACACUUGUCACCACUGGCCAGGCCAUCUCUGUGCUGGGCUCUCAGGCUAAGGGCCUAAAGGAGGAAGAUGAUGGAGCCCCAUUGGCCAAGAAAAGACCCGAGCCAAUAGUGCCAACCACGCAGAUCAGGCCAACUGGAGCUGUGGGUCGCAAGAAAGUCUUUAAACUGAAAGAAGUUUUGCAACCGUUGACAGAUACUCAGAUCAAGGACUUGAAAAUGGCCGCUGUGCAGAGGAUCCUGCAGGCAGAACGCUAUAUUGGUGGCAGUGGGGCUGCUCAGAUGAGAGUGAAGGUUCUCGCUCGUUUGGUGACUCUUCUGGAUCCAUCCUUGAAGGCUGAAAUCUUGGCCCACUUUCUGAGUGAUCCCCGGGGACGCCUGGACCUGGCACUGGCAUGGCUUUACCAAGAAUACUGUGAAUAUCAAUCUGGGGCUGGAGAAGAGAGCUACCAGGAGUGUCUGAUUGGGAUCCUUACUGGUCUACAAGAGCGCCCUGACCAGAGAGACGGAGUGUUCACGAAGGUUGUCCUGGAGGCUCCUCUGCUGACCGAUUCCGCGCUUGAAGUCAUCCGAAAAUACUGUGAGGAUGAGGGCCGUACUUAUCUGGGGAUGUCUACAUUGCGGGAUCUGAUUCUGACUCGUCCUGCUCGGCAGUUCCAGUACUUGCACCUUCUUCUGGACCUAAGCUCCCAUGAGAAGGACAAGGUCCGUCAGCAGGCUAUGAACCUUAUUAAGAGGAUGUAUGAGAAGGAGGCUCUUCAUCAGUACAUUGAGAAAUUUGCCCUGAAUUACCUGCAGCUUCUGGCUCACCCCAACCCCCCGUCCGUUCUGUUUGGGGCAGACAAGGACACAGAGGUGGCGGCCCCCUGGACAGAAGACACUGUUAAGCACUGUUUAUAUCUGUAUCUGGCUCUGCUCCCCCAGAAUCACAAGCUCAUCCAUGAACUGGCCUCUGUCUACACCGAGGCCACAGCUGACAUCAAGAGGACGGUGCUGAGGGUCAUCGAAACUCCGAUUCGGGGGAUGGGAAUGAACUCCCCUGAGCUUCUUCUAUUGGUGGAGAAUUGCCCCAAAGGUGCUGAGACUCUGGUCACCCGCUGCCUGCACAUCCUGACCGAUAAAGUGCCGCCAUCUCCUGAACUAGUGAAACGCGUGCGUGAUCUCUAUCAGAAGCGUCUCCCGGAUGUCCGGUUCCUGAUCCCGGUACUGAACGGUCUGGAUAAGAAAGAGGUGGUCCAGGCUUUGCCCAAACUCAUCAAACUCAACCCAAUAGUAGUGAAGGAAGUUUUCAACCGCCUCCUGGGAACCCAGCAUGGUGAUGUGACGUCUUCCAUGUCUCCUCUCACCCCUGGAGAUCUGCUUGUGGCUCUCCAUAAUAUUGACUCCAGUAAAUGUGACAUGAAAUCGGUCAUUAAGGCCACCAAUCUGUGUUUUGCGGUUCGCUCGGUGUACACCUCCGAGGUCUUGGCUGUUGUUCUCCAGCAACUGAUGGACACCACGCCUCUGCCCAUGCUACUCAUGAGGACCGUCAUCCAGGCGCUCGGCAUGUAUCCUCGGCUUGGUGGCUUCAUCAUGAACAUCCUGACCCGUCUCAUCUACAAGCAGGUCUGGAAGUACCCCAAGGUCUGGGAGGGUUUUAUUAAAUGCUGCCAGAGGACCAAGCCUCAGUCGUUCAGUGUCCUGCUACAACUUCCACCUCCUCAGCUUCUGUCUGUCCUCCAGACAUGUCCUGAUCUCCGAGACCCUCUUCUCACUCAUGUCCAGGCCUUCACACCCAAUCAGCUGGCUCAUGUACCGCAUGCUAUAAUGGCCAUCUUAGAAGCAGAGUCCAGAAUGGAUGAAGAUUUGAUGGAGGAGACAGCAGAAGCGUCGGGCCAGGAUCUCAUUGCUAAACGACUUGCUCAGGAAAAGUCCUUAAAGCGUCAGAUACUGGAAGAUCAGAAGGGAAGACGUAAGCAGGAGCCGGAGGAAGAAGCAGAAAUGGAUCUCCCCAUUAUCCUGGUUGAAGAAGAGGAGGAGGUUGUGAAACAUGAGAAAGAAUCUCCUUCAGAGGAAUCUGAGACCAUGACCUCCACAUACUCCCCACCCCUCGAUGAGCCCAUGGAAGAAGGUCUACAACAGAAAGAGGACUGAGUCCUAGAGGACUUCCCUUUCCACCAAGCCUCCAAUUCAGCCCGGCUCACCCCCUCUGCAUUGUAAUCUGCUGGAAAUCAGAACAAUAAAUGGUUAUCAGUAAGUCUCGAGGUGUGCUGCUGGAAAAGGGGAACCCGUCCAACGUGCUGCACCACUGCCGGUGUCUAUUGGCUGUAAUAAAAGGUAGAAAAUCUGUAAAUUAAUAUUCCAGAACAUGAAGAGAACGAAGCAUUAGAAUUCAUGUUCAUUGUCCUAUUCCAGCUUUCUAGUUCUCUGUAAAUAUGGCGUCCGUGUCUGCUGGCUAUGUCAGUAAUUAAACAUUUGUUGUGUCUAAA
Rana temporaria (common frog) is the source of this 3289-nucleotide messenger RNA. It is a transcript of the gene SYMPK, whose product is annotated as symplekin. Gene Ontology annotation, cellular component: mRNA cleavage and polyadenylation specificity factor complex. The record is from RefSeq and is a predicted model, not a curated record. Bases 81 to 2954 code for a protein of 957 amino acids. The transcript is spliced from 20 exons. Lineage: Eukaryota; Metazoa; Chordata; Amphibia; Anura; Ranidae.